AUGUUUGCACACAUCACUGCCCUCGCCGCACUUUACGCGGGUGUACUCGCGCAUGGUGAGCAUGAAGAUCAAAUUCCAAUUGCUGGGCCACACAAAUCAUUGUGGUAUAACACUUUACCAGGAGAUGGUGGAACUCAAGCCGAUUCGGUAUUCUCAGGCAUCUCGACGUUUGGUAGAUUACCAUAUUCUCCAUGCUUAGCAACAGACGAUGUGAAAUAUGACAUUGCAUUCAUCGGGGCUCCAUUCGACACCGGAACUUCAUACAGACCAGGAGCUCGAUUCGGGCCUUCUGGAAUUCGACAGGGCUCAAGACGUCUCAAUCUCUAUGGAGGAUACAAUGUCCCACUAGCCACAAACCCUUUCGAUAGUUGGGCAACAGUGAUCGAUUGUGGGGAUAUCCCGGUCACAUCUUAUGACAACUCCUGGGCCCUUCAUCAAAUUGAAGAAGGCCACAACUCAAUUCUGUCCCGCGCGCCCGCGACUGACUCUAAGAAGCUCGGGCCCGCAAAAAACGGGAAAACCCUUCCAAGGGUCAUCACAUUGGGUGGAGAUCACACAAUUACUCUUCCUCUACUCCGUUCCAUCAACCGUGCAUAUGGUCCUAUCUCCGUCGUUCACUUCGACUCACAUCUUGAUACUUGGAAACCAAAAGUAUUUGGUGGAAGUCCAUCGAAAGUUGCUUCCAUCAACCAUGGCACUUAUUUCUAUCAUGCUGCUCAAGAAGGCUUGCUCGCCAACGACACAAAUAUCCAUGCUGGUAUUAGGACUACUUUGAGUGGUCCUAGCGACUAUGAAAAUGAUGGCUACUGCGGAUUUGAGAUUGUGGAAGCAAGAGAAAUCGAUACGAUUGGUAUGGAUGGUAUCAUCAAGAAAAUCCGAGAUCGUGUCGGACUCGAAAACCCCGUUUACUUAUCAAUUGAUAUCGAUACUUUAGAUCCAGCCUUCGCACCCGCAACCGGUACCCCUGAAACAGGCGGCUGGUCCACAAGAGAGCUGAGAACUAUCUUAAGGGGAUUAGAAGGUCUUAAUUUGAUAGCGGCGGAUAUUGUGGAGGUGGCUCCUGCGUAUGAUACGAAUGCUGAACAUACUACUAUGGCGGCCGCGGAUGCACUUUAUGAAGUGCUUAGUUUGAUGGUUAAGAAAGGGCCGUUGAGUUUGAUGAUGGGGGGAAAGACGGAGAGUAAAGCGGAAAUUUAG
Sclerotinia sclerotiorum 1980 UF-70 is the source of this 1197-nucleotide messenger RNA. RefSeq lists its product as hypothetical. The record is from RefSeq and is a predicted model, not a curated record. Bases 1 to 1197 code for a protein of 398 amino acids. Lineage: Eukaryota; Fungi; Ascomycota; Leotiomycetes; Helotiales; Sclerotiniaceae. The transcript is spliced from 6 exons. Gene Ontology annotation, molecular function: metal ion binding; agmatinase activity.